AUGUUACGUAAAAGUCAUUUAAAAAGUAAAAUUCAACAUCGUAUACCUGAAUUUGAAAUAAUUGAUAAUGAUGAAACAACAAAUAUUGGACGAAUCUAUCCAUUUUCAACUGAUCUUGAACACUCUGAAUAUGGAAAAGCUGUAGCUGUAAAGCUUCCACAAAAUAUGAAAGCUGAAACAAAGGCAACAUUAUUAAUGGCAACACUCAUUGUUAAAACACGACUUGUUUAA
Molecule: messenger RNA, 231 nt
Organism: Rotaria sordida
Lineage: Eukaryota; Metazoa; Rotifera; Eurotatoria; Philodinida; Philodinidae
Source: the annotation of a GenBank genome assembly